Molecule: messenger RNA, 806 nt
Organism: Melanaphis sacchari
Lineage: Eukaryota; Metazoa; Arthropoda; Insecta; Hemiptera; Aphididae
Product: nuclear transcription factor Y subunit gamma-like
Exons: 2
Coding region: 88-792 (234 amino acids)
Source: RefSeq, a predicted model, not a curated record
GUAUAAAAUAAAUUCUCUUCCAGCGUGCGGUGCUCAUUCUACUGAAAGCUUUUCAUACAAUUGUAAAUCUUAUUGCGCCAAUUCACUAUGAGUAACGCGAAUCAACCUACUGCACCUACCAAUAACAAUGGUAGCGGUGAUGGUAUUAACACCAACAUGAUUUCUAUGAAUUAUGGUUAUACCCAACAGCAGCAACAAUCGUCGCCACAUAUGAAUUAUCAGCAGAAACCACCUCAGAUAUCCGCUAAUUCUAUAUAUCAUCCACAACAAAUGUACAAUAAUGUUCCACCGGUGUACACUCCAAACUCGACGCAAAUUCCACAUUAUAAUCACCACCAGCAGCAGCAACAGCAACAGCUGCUGCCGCCGCUGCCAACGCAACCUACACCGACCGACGGUAAUUUUUUACCACCUCCGGUACCAUUGAACAAUUCAUACGAAUCGGAAUUGAACAAUAUAAAGUCAAACGAUGACAUUAUGGAAUUCAAACUCAACGAUAAUAAAAUCAAAGAGUAUAAAACCGGCGAACUUAAAGAAGAUUAUUUAAAGUUGUGCGACUUGAACAUUAGAAAUUUUCAAAUUUUACACAAGAUUUAUAUGCAUUUACCAAACAAUUUGGAAUCCGACAAGAGGAAUAAAGAUUAUUCGAUUGUCGCUUUAUUCUAUAUGGCAUACAUGACGGUCGCUAAAGACUUGUGUAUGAAAUACGAUAGUAUCGAAGAUUUGGAUCGUGGUUCUGGGUGCCGACAAAAUUACUGUAAACAAAUCAUUGAGACAUCCUAUUUUUAUUAAAUUCGAUUUCACUA